Molecule: messenger RNA, 291 nt
Organism: Penicillium psychrosexuale
Lineage: Eukaryota; Fungi; Ascomycota; Eurotiomycetes; Eurotiales; Aspergillaceae
Exons: 2
Coding region: 1-291 (96 amino acids)
Source: RefSeq, a predicted model, not a curated record
AUGGAUUGGGGCUGUGUUGGAUGCGUGGUCAUGUGCCCAGCAUAUGACCCCGACAAUACCCUCGUAUUGCCCUCUCCAUCUUCCUUCAGAACUCUUCUUCAUAUCUCCAAGGGAUUUGGCGGUCCUGCGAAAAUAUAUCGAUGCAAACGUCAAAGCAGCAUUCUCCACGCGCGCGAUCAUGUGCAACAGGAACUUGGUGCGUAUGCGCCGAGCUCUUGUUGGUUCCUGCUGAAUUCCGUGCUAGUCGUCACACUAUCGACGGCUGUGGAGCACCUGGAAGGUGGAGAAUGA